AUGAGCUGUAUAUCGUUCCCCAUGCCUCUCCCAUUGCCACCUGUGCCUCCGGUCCUGCCCGAAACACCCAAGAAAAAGAUGUGCGAGGAGAUCAGUUACGACGAAAUCUACAUGCCUAGCGAGUUGGACGGAGGAAGUAACGAAGGUACGAGACGUCAAAGCACGGAUGUGGAGGCACAAACACCUAAGAACGCGGACGACGAGGACAGAGAACCAGGAGAAGUGAAAGAGGAGAAAACAAAGUCUGCUGUUCAUCCUCCUGAAGAAGUGAGUUCCCCUUUGAGCUCACUGUAA
Molecule: messenger RNA, 294 nt
Organism: Cylicocyclus nassatus
Lineage: Eukaryota; Metazoa; Nematoda; Chromadorea; Rhabditida; Strongylidae
Source: the annotation of a GenBank genome assembly